Molecule: messenger RNA, 1556 nt
Organism: Durio zibethinus
Lineage: Eukaryota; Viridiplantae; Streptophyta; Magnoliopsida; Malvales; Malvaceae
Product: PHD finger protein Alfin1-like
Biological process (GO): regulation of DNA-templated transcription
Cellular component (GO): nucleus
Molecular function (GO): transcription cis-regulatory region binding; histone binding; transcription coregulator activity
Source: RefSeq, a predicted model, not a curated record
AUAUAACUGCUUAAAAUAUUCAACUCAAAACUUGAAUGAAUAGGAAGUAAAACACUUUUUGAUCCAAAAAAAAAAAAGAAAAGAGAGAUAGAGAGAAGGCAAGGCAAGGCAAGGCAAGGCAAACGAGGGCACUGCUUAACUCUCUCAUUCUUUGAGUCUAAAAUUGGCUUUUAGUUUCCGUUAUCCGUGACUCCUCUGCUUAAAUCCCCAAUAUCCCAAAUCCCAACCCAGCAACAAAGAAAACCCUAAUUCUGAUUUUCCUUUAAUUGUGAUUUGCUCCUCUCAAAUUCUUUUCAAAGGACUUAUAUAUAUGUGUGUUUUCUCCACGUACUACUCUUCAUAUAGACUUAAUUGAAUUUAUUAUUUCAAUAUAUAUACGUAUAUAGUGGGAGAUCAAGGAUUUUGGGUAAGUGAGAGAAGAAAUUUUAAAGAGAAAUUGAGAAAAGCGAAUGGAAGGGAUACCCCACGCAAUACCUAGAACGGUAGAAGAGGUCUUCAACGACUUCAAGGGCAGACGCUCUGGCUUGAUUAAGGCUCUCAGCACUGAUGUGGACAAGUUCUACCAACAGUGUGAUCCUGAGAAGGAGAACUUAUGCCUAUAUGGACUUCCAAAUGAAACAUGGGAAGUUAACUUGCCUGUUGAGGAGGUGCCUCCUGAGCUUCCAGAGCCUGCACUGGGCAUAAACUUUGCUAGAGAUGGAAUGCAGGAGAAGGACUGGCUAUCAUUGGUUGCAGUUCACAGUGAUUCAUGGUUGCUUGCUGUAGCCUUCUAUUUUGGUGCACGAUUUGGGUUUGGCAAGAAUGAGAGGAAAAGACUCUUCCAGAUGAUAAACGAUCUUCCAACCAUAUUUGAAGUUGUGACAGGAAAUGUUAAGCAACCAAAGGACCAAUCUGCUAAUCACAACAACAGUGGCAAAAGCAAAUCAAGUGCUAAGGUGUCUCGUCAAUCUGAACCCCAAAGUAAAAUGGUAAAGAUCUCUCAAACACCUAAGGACGAGGAUGAGAGUGGGGAAGAAGAUGAGGAAGAUGAUGAACAGGGUGCCACUUGUGGGGCAUGUGGGGAUAGCUAUGGCACUGAUGAAUUUUGGAUUUGCUGUGAUAUCUGCGAGAGAUGGUUCCAUGGCAAAUGUGUGAAGAUUACACCUGCAAAGGCUGAGCAUAUCAAGCAGUAUAAGUGCCCAAGUUGCAGUAGCAAGAGGGCUAGAGUUUGAAAGUAGGUUCAGAAGUCGGACUUGAAGCAAUUUAAACGCAGCACGCAAGGUUUAUAGCUUUUUCCUUACAGUUUGGAAUUAAAACAGAGUUGCACCUUUUAGUUGAUGAAUUUGGAUGACUGCAGAUGGGAUUUUAAGUUUGGCUACUCUUGGCUCCUGAUCUUUUUAAUUUUUAUCGGAAUUGUGUUUCAAACCGAUACUGGUAAGUAGAAAUAUUAUUAUUUUUUAUAGGUCAAAUUGUGCAAUAGAUAUCUGUAUUUUAGUUAAACAGUGGAAUUAGUCCAUUUAUUUUAACGCAUUCAAAUUGGAUCCUUACGCAUCAUUUAAUUAUCAAAUUUAGUUAAA